UAGAAGAAGGGGAAAAACUCAUAUGAACCAUAAGUCAAAUAUUUAUAUGCGCGCGUGUGUGAAAUUCGUCUUUGAAUGAACCAGAUUGUGAGAUAAUUAUGCAGAAAACUCAUAUGAACACGAAGUUUUUUAUUUGUAGAUUUACUUUUUUAUCCAGAGUAGUUUGCCUCUGAUCCAUCAAACUGAAAUUUAACAUGAUAAACAACUAACUGAGAAUUUGAGAGUAUGUGUAAAGAUUUUUUUUUUCUACAAAUUCAGAAUGGUUUUGUGAAAACGCUUAAGUAUAUGCUUGAUUCAUCAGUUAACAUAUCUGUAAAUGCUCGUGAACUGAUGUUUACCAGGUGCAUUAGGCUGUAAUUUCCAUUGUUUGGACACUAAAAAGGUUUGAUGAAUAUAGACGGAUUAUUGGAUAAUUUUUUGUUAACUAUCUGCAAAUAAAGGGGACAACAAAGCCAAGAUGCUCAAAACUAUGCUCGCUUGCUGCAAGCUCUACAUCUCUGAAAGCCGAAAUGUUCAUGCCCUGGAAUUGAUUGAGCAUGCUGCAAAAGCACAUCCAGAAGUCGUUAUCAUCAACAAAUUCAAGGAUGAAGUUUAUAAUCGAGUUGGCUACACAAUUGUUUCACCCCUCUCCAUUAACUCAGAUGCAAGUCCAUUAAGGACUGCGGUGUUUGACAUGGUUAAAGCAGCCUUCGAAGCUAUCGAUCUCGAAUUGCAUUAUGGAAGUCAUCCUCGUCUUGGAGUUGUAGACCACAUCUGCUUCCAUCCCUUGGCCCAAGCUACGCUUCCCCAAGUGGCUGAAAUUGCAAAAUCAGUGGCAUGUGACAUUGGCAAGAAACUCCAAGCCCCAACCUAUCUAUAUGGAGCAUGCCAUGAAGGAGGAAGAACUCUUGAUUCGAUAAGAAGAAAGCUUGGCUACUUCAAACCCAACUCGGCUGGAAAUCAAUGGACAGGCUCGCUGAAAAUGGAGAUUUUGGAGCCGAGGCCUGAUGUUGGUCCCCUUCAGCCUCCACCAUCCAAAGGCAUUGUGGUCGUAGGAGCUACACAUUGGGUCGACAACUACAAUAUCCCAGUCUGGUGCACUGAUAUCGACUCUGUUCGGAGAAUUGCGAGCAAGGUAAGGGAGCGAGGAGGGGGGCUAAAAUCGGUGCAAGCUAUCGCCCUAUCUCAUGCUGCAGGCUGCAUUGAAGUCGCAUGCAAUCUGCUUGAUACGAGCAUCACAGGGGCUGAUCAGGUACAAAGUGAAGUCCAGAGACUUGCUGCGGAGGAAGGAUUCAAAGUGGGGGAAGGAUAUUCUACUGAUUUCUCAAGAGAAAAGAUUACUGAAAUGUAUCUUAGAUCUAUUUCAUUUUCAUGUGGAAGAGGUUGAUAUUUUACUGAUUUAAUUUCUUACAAA
Molecule: messenger RNA, 1393 nt
Organism: Zingiber officinale
Lineage: Eukaryota; Viridiplantae; Streptophyta; Magnoliopsida; Zingiberales; Zingiberaceae
Product: glutamate formimidoyltransferase-like
Exons: 2
Coding region: 458-1366 (302 amino acids)
Molecular function (GO): transferase activity; folic acid binding
Source: RefSeq, a predicted model, not a curated record